AUGGAAGGGACAAAAUUUCAUUAAUUUCGAAACUCCUAGACACCAAAACAUUCACACCAAAAUUCAGAAAGAAUCAUUUAGCUCAAACCCACCAAUUUACCAUAAUCCCAGAGAAUGUAGACGGAUACUAAUUAACCAAGUAUUAAAGAAAGAAUUGAAAAAUCCAAAACCAUAUCAUAAUCUGUAUUCAUCUAAAUUCAUAUUAAUUCAGUCUUAUUACUAAUCUCCUAUUUUAAAGGAUAUACAGCUCGAUUACAUUGAUAGAUUAAAAAAAAUGGAUAAAAACGAUUUUUUUGCUCAAUUGAAUAGUUAGGACCCUUACAAAUACCCCAAAAAAUUAGAAGGCCUUUAAUUUAUUACCUCCAAUAGUAAAGUUUAUCUAUAGAAAAGGUAGAAAUCUCCUAAGCCCAGGUCAUUUUGCCAAUUGAACUGACAGAUAGAACCAUCUAACUAACUAAAUUUUCUUCAAAUUUAACAAAGAGAGUAGUCAAAGAUAAAAUUCACAGGGGUAUUCCAUUAAAGUAUUCUAUUGUUAUAAUAUCAUUCAGACACGAUGUAAAAGCCCUAGCUGAGUGGACUGAUCUCAUGCUUGAAUAGGCUAUUGAGAAAAACCAAGGACAAUCAGCAAAUAUAUAUGAAGAUUUGUAGUAAAUAUUUUCGCUUUGCUUGAAAGAACUAAUUCGUUAGAUUUCGUUUGAUUGUAUUGAAAAAAGGUAUUAAGUUUAAAUUCAUUAUUUGUAGUGUUCUAUUAGAAAAAAUAUGGACAUAGUAUAUAGAUAUUAAUACGUCAGUUUACUAAUCAAUUUUAAAUUAAAAUAAUAUUUUAGAAAAAGACCAUCUAUCAGAAGUAAUGAGAACACAUUAAUUGUACUAAGCAGAAAUCGACAAAUAUUUGAUUAUCCAAAAAAAGUAAAAGGCUGAUAUGGAUUCAGUUUUGGAAAGAUUUGUUAAAUUGAAGGCUAAUGCAAAAUAUUUGAAAAAAAAUAAUAGAUAUUUAAAUACUUAAAUACGAAAUUAAAAAAAUGAAAUCUAAGAACUAAAAUCUGAGAAUAAAUAAUUUCUAGAUCAAAUCGAAAAAAUUACUGAUGAAUUAAAUGAUUACUAAAGGAAUGUUCAAUUACAAUUUGAACAAUUUUCUAUUUAAGCUCAGAAAUAAUAAAGAAAUGAAACUAAUUUUGAUCAUGAAAAUUAAAUAAAAUCAAAAUUAGUAAGAGCUGGUACUGAAAGAAGGAUAACCAUCCAUCAAAUUCCAUAAUAUAAACUACCUGAAAUAAAACCUAUCUAAAGGGCUAGUGGCUUGCAAUUUGAUAAAGUAGAUUCAGAUUAAGAGAAGCUUAAAAAAGUGUUAAAUGAUAGUCUAUCUGUUGGAGAUAUUGAAAUUCUAUUAGAGGAAAAGGCUACAGACACUUAUGAUCUCAUUUAGAUAUUAUAGUUAACAAAGGAAGCAGAAAUUUAAACCAUAGAAAGAAAGAAUUUAUCUAUUCAAAUCCCUAAGUAAAAAUUUUAAUUAGUUUAAUAGAUUUGAAUUAAAAGACAGGAGAUAAUAAAUCAUUUAAACAGAAAUCUCAUUUUUAAAUAGGAUAUCAAGGAGUGUUUAGACCGAUCUAACUGAAGAAUUACAGGAAUCUAUUAAGAUGGAAGAAUAUCAUAUUGAAUAAUUACAGGCAGCUAUUCAAAAGGCAAGAGAUCAUUACUUAAAAAUCUUUGAUCAAACUCAAAAUUGUGAACAGCCAUAAAUUCAAGCCAUCUUUGAUCCUUUUGAAGAAUUUUAAAGCAAAUUAAAAGAAAAUCUUCAUCAAUAAAAAGAAAUGAGGACAAAUUUGAUAUUAGUUAAUAGUACAUUUAAAGAUGAGAACACGAGAAAGGAACAGUAACUUUAGUAAUAUGUAUAUAUGAUGUUAAUACUUAUAGUAAAAACGAGUGUCAGAACUUGAAAAGAAUAACGAUUUAGUCAAUCAAGAAAUGGUUGAGUUAGAAGCGCAGUUAGAUUUAUAUGAAAAGGUUAAACUGUUAUCUAUUGAUAGAUUAAUGAGAAAAUAGAAAAAAAAUAUCAAAGAAUAAAGUCUGUUAAGUCAAUUUUAGUUGAUAAAACUAAAACUCUAGUUGUUUAAUUAACAUAAACACAUAAAUUUGCUGAGAUUAUGAAAAAAAAAAUAUAAGAUAAGAGAAUGAGUUCAAUAACUCCUAUGCAAAGCACUCCUAAAUCUCGGUUUUCACAUGUUUAGCCUUAAAUAAUACAAUAGAAUUUAUCAAUAAUUCCACCUCAAAUUAUAAUAAAUGAAUAAGUGGAUUCUUAAAAUUAAUAGGAAAAUAUUAAUUAAUAUACUGAAAGGAAUCUUGUAUAACAAAAAUCCUUUAGAAAAAGUGUAAUGCCUUAAUAAUAAUAAUAAUAAUAAUAAUAACAACAACUUUAAAAUGAAAAAAAUUAAAAUUGUUAAUAUAAUAUUUCUAUUCUUCCAUUAUAAGAUAAUUAGACUGCUUAAUAAUUUUCUUAACAACAACAGUCUAACUAAUUUUUAAGCGAAGAUGUAUAAUUACUCAAUAUUAAUUUAGGAUACAAAUGAACUUUAAUAAAAUUCAGCAAGAAACAAAAACUUGAAUAAACCCAGACCUAGUUAAAGAAUGGUAAAAAUAUUUUAGUUAUUUAAGCAAACCCCAAUCAAUUAAGCAAAGAAAAAAGAAUCGAAAAUGUAGAAAAGAGGAUCUAUGAUGCCAUAACAAAACGAAUAAAUGCAAUAUCUUUAAGAUACAAUUUCUAAUUUUAUAUAUUCAAAUUUUUCAUCAUCAGACUCGGAUAGUGAAGAUUCAGAAUAUACUCUAAAAUUGGAAGAAAUUAAAUAAAGAAAAAAAAAAAUUAACCAGACUAAAAAAUUCUAAUUUUCUUAAGUUCCAAGUAAAAAUUUAUAAGAUAUCUAGAAUUUUAAAAUAAAUAAUCGCUUGAUAGCCCAGGUCUGAGUUAUCUAAAGGCAAAUCUAAUAAAAUAGCUUGCUACAAAAUUUGCCUCUACUAAUUAAAAAGAUAUUGUAGCAAAGAUGAAAAAGGGGGCAGUGCUAAAAUUAAUACAAUAAUUUUAUGGGGAAAAAUUAAAAUAGAAUCAAAAUAAAACUUCCUUGCACAUUUUAUGUUACGAAUACUUUUUUAACACAUACGGAUUUAAGAAUAUUGCUGAAUAGAAAUUGAUCAAUUUUUAUGAAUCAAUAUUUGUUCAUCGAGAUAACAUUAGAGUUAAUUUAUUUGGAAGAUUCUUAUAGUUGUUUAGUUCAUUAACACUUGAUGAUUUAGAUAUAUAUAUCAAGACUCUUAAGUAAUUAGAUGAGGAUAAUUAGACACUCAAUACAGAUAAGGUAAAGCAAAAUUAUAAUUUUAGGGUUAUUAUAUACUGGUUGAAAAGGCGAUUUUAAUUUUGGAGACAAUUCAUUCCCAGAUCCCAUAAGAAUAUAGGAGCAACAUAAUUUACGACAUUAAGUUGAACUACAUAGAGAGAAAUAUGAGACCAUAUAUUGACUAUGAUUAUUAUAUAAGUAGGAUUUUGACAGGUAAAUGAAUUGAAUAAAUAAAAAGGCUAUGAAAUCAUCAAGAAGAUGCACAUGAAACAUUAUUAAGAAGUAUUUAACUCGGCAGACAUGGAUCUUGAUAAUAUGAUGGAGUAUCAAGAAUUUAAGAAAUUAUAUUAUUAUUUUGAGGUUAAACAAGGUAAUCAAACUUCGAUUAGUGUAAUUGAAAGAGAAUUUUUGUCUCGAUGUGACUUAACAGCCAAUAAUGAGGGAGAGAAGGCGAUGUCAUUUGAUAGAUUCUUAACAUUUUCAAUAGAGUAGAAUUUAUUUUCCGAAGAUAAAUUUACGAAUUUUGCAAAUAGUGUAGUUGAAUAGGAUCCUAUAAAAACGAUAGAAGAUUUGUACAGGAAUUGGAGUGAUGUGAAAGUAAGGUUAGAAAAGAGAGUGUAAUAUGCGGUUGAAGAGGAGAUAGAAUAUUGUCUGAGUGUCAUAAAAAAGUUAGAUAAAGUAAGUAAUUGUGGUGAAUAAAUUUAGGCUUUAACUUGUGAAGAUAAGAGACAGAGUAUUUGGAUAUCUUAUAGAAUAAUAGACAAUGAUACAAGAUUGAUUUACAUAAAUAAAUUGGCGGAUGAUUUGGUUCCAUAGGGAUUCAACGAAUUGAAGGAAGCACUCGACUAUUCUUCAGAUGAUAACUAUUGA
Molecule: messenger RNA, 4193 nt
Organism: Paramecium octaurelia
Lineage: Eukaryota; Ciliophora; Oligohymenophorea; Peniculida; Parameciidae
Source: the annotation of a GenBank genome assembly